Molecule: messenger RNA, 1110 nt
Organism: Zasmidium cellare ATCC 36951
Lineage: Eukaryota; Fungi; Ascomycota; Dothideomycetes; Mycosphaerellales; Mycosphaerellaceae
Exons: 1
Coding region: 1-1110 (369 amino acids)
Source: RefSeq, a predicted model, not a curated record
AUGUUCAAGGACCUGGAUCCAUUCGAAGAAGGAGUCGUCGGCAGAUUCCUCGAUGUAGACUUCUUCAGUGAGCUCAUGACCGUCCCUCGUAUGGGCCGGGCAAUGCACCAGCAGGCUAUGAGCAGCUUACUGCAACACUGGGAGCUGACCCGCGAUGGGUACUUCUCCAUGUUUGGCGCCUUUGCUGCAGCCAAAUCGAUCGAGAUGCCGGCGUAUGAUCAUGAGAAGAAUCUCCAACGAGGGACACGAGCACUUAAGCAGUUCCGCCUCAUGCAAUGCCCGAGUGUAACUUCAGAAGUCACUCCGUGGCUUUGGCUUGGUAUUUCCGUUCUGAUCUAUGCGCAUUGCGGGCUGGGCAACUCUGGGACUACUGUUCGACGAUACAUCCUUCAGCACCUGCUCGAGCUACGCCAGCAAGGACAAGACUACACUUCGCACCCAGGGGUGAUCUCUCUCAUCGCUCUUGACAUCUUCGAGUGUUUGAUUCAUCGUAGAAUGCCCGUGUUGAACAUGCCACUGCGUCAGAAUGUUGGAGCUGAUGCAUUCUUGGGUGUAUGUGCCCCGUUGGUGCGACUGUGCUGCGACUUGGCUACGUUGAGCUACAACUGGCAAGACGGGAAUUUCGACGAGGAUGUACUGGCUGGAUUCGAAGCUGCCGUGGAUUGCUGGCAGCCAACGUUGUCGCCGGACUGGUACGAAGAGGCCUCCAAGAUUGAGACCACACAUGUCCUAUCCCAAAUCCGUGUACACAGGGCCAUGUUACUCCUGUUCGCGCACCGAUUGAGGCACGCCUUUGGAAGAGAAGACGCAGCGGCAUCCCAGAUGGCUCACAGCAUCCUAUCUGAGCUGGACCUUGCUACCAUUGCCACACGCCAGCCUCCAAUGUGGACCAUGUCACCCUUUAUCGUUGCGGCAUUGGAGGUACCAGAUACCAAUGAAAGAUCGAAGGUUGUGCGCAAUGUUCCAAAGUAUGGCGACAAACUCUCGCCCAAGUCGCAGCGAAUGGCCGCAGACUUUCUACGGGCUUUCUGGACAUACCGAGACCAGCACGAUGGCUUCAGAUGGAUCGAUAUGCUGCAUUACUUCCCACCGCUGUGCCUAUACAUGUGA